AGGGGGGCACUCUGGCAGGCCUGCUUGCCACCUGAAGCCAUCUGGAAGGUGCCCCUUCUCAGAAGCCAGCCAGAGGGAAGCUGGUUUGCUGUGGUCUCACAAGGUGACCUUGAGCAAGGCCUAUGGUCUCUUAUGGUGGAGAAUCCCAGGAUUCUAAGGAAAAACUUCUUAAAUGUUUCUCCAAGUUAGACUGUGUCCGGCCCCAGUGGUGACCUCUUCCCCAUGUCUCUCCUUCACAGCAGCAAAAACUAUGAUCUGGACUACGAGCUGCGCAGGGACGAUGUCUCGUACAGGGUGUAUAAAUACCAGAGGAUCCCUCCACUCAUCAACCGUGUGCCUGUCAAGAUGCGGAGGACCCAUGUGAGCAUGGGAGUCAAGGGCAGCUUUAGUCCCCACAAGAUUCCCAGGAAUAGCCACCUGCCUCCGGAGCAGAUCAAGUUUCGGACUAGGGAGCUGCAUUCCAUCGUGGGGGAACUGAGCCAGAUCAAAGCCCAAGUGGACGGCCUGUUGCAGAGUCUGGAGUGCAUGGACCGGCAGAGGGCCCAGCCUCCAGGGACAGAGGACAGUGACGGGAACUGGGCUCCUGGGAGUGCAGCUUCUUCAUGCAGAACCACCGAAUCCCAGAAGCAGCUCAGGGGCCAGAGGGCCUGUGCAGAGGUGUACAGCUGGGAGGAGAGCACAGACCCGAAGGCAGUGAAGAAUCACACAUCAGAGAAGCAAGACAGCCAGUAGGAAGCUGGCACCUUUCCAGGCUCUUAGCUUCCAGCAUCUUCCAGAGUGGCUCCCUUCCUCACCUGUGGGGUUUUUCUAAAGGCCUCCCAGAAGUACCCUUGCAACUAGAGGCACCUUUCUAGAGGGCCACAGAAGUAGUAGAACAGUUCAGCCUGACCAGCUGGGGAGCCUCCCCAGAGUGGCCAGUGUCCUGGAGGUCCUUUUCCAGAUGGUGGUCUGGGGGCUGGCACCAGCUGACCAGCCUCAGCAGCUGAGGCCCAGUCGUGCAAGGAGCGGCUGCACAGGGCUUCCGAGAGCACCCUCAGCCCCCUGCAGGCCGGCAGCUGUUUCAGCUGGUCUUGUCCCCUCCUGGGUCCUGCCAGUCUUCAGUCUAGGUGGAGAGUAAGCCCACCCACACAGCUUCCUGCAGCCACAUCGGUGCUCAGGAAACACCCAAGUUCCUGCAGUCCCCCUUCCAGUCUGAAACUGAGCUUUAAGGUGCCUGGUGUGUGUCCCACAGUCCUUCUGAGUACACUUUUUCCCAUCACCCUACAAAACAGGGGUGUUAUGUCUUGUUUCCAUCAGAUCUGCUCUGGAAAGAUGUAUUGUCAGGAGGGGGAAAAUAAAACUUGUAUAUU
Molecule: messenger RNA, 1349 nt
Organism: Talpa occidentalis (Iberian mole)
Lineage: Eukaryota; Metazoa; Chordata; Mammalia; Eulipotyphla; Talpidae
Product: heterogeneous nuclear ribonucleoprotein C-like
Exons: 5
Coding region: 223-732 (169 amino acids)
Source: RefSeq, a predicted model, not a curated record